This is a messenger RNA of Parasteatoda tepidariorum (common house spider), 4881 nucleotides long. RefSeq lists its product as uncharacterized. The record is from RefSeq and is a predicted model, not a curated record. Gene Ontology annotation, molecular function: chitin binding; chitinase activity. Lineage: Eukaryota; Metazoa; Arthropoda; Arachnida; Araneae; Theridiidae. Gene Ontology annotation, cellular component: extracellular region. Gene Ontology annotation, biological process: chitin catabolic process; carbohydrate metabolic process.
AUGAGAAGAAACCGAACUUGAUUCUCGUCUGCUAUUUAUUACUUGAACAGGUAAGAACUUGUGUUGAAUAACUGUUCUAUCAGUAUUCCGUUAGAAACGGUGGCAUCUUAAUAUUCCCUUCGGAUCAAGUGGCGGAAUUAAAUAUAUAUUUUAGUUUUAGUUUCGCUUGGACUACAUUUUCUGAAAUAUUCCUUUUAAGGUGUUGAGUUUUCAAAUGAGCCGCCUGACAUCUUUGUUCUGUAGGUGGCUGAGUUUGGCGAUUUUGAUAGCGGUUUCUGCAGAAAGUGUUGACCAGAAUGAGGUUGAUAAAGGCCAGAGCAGAGAAGCUAAACUCGUAUGUUAUUACUCCAAUUGGGCUGUAUAUCGGCCCGGAUUAGCAAAGUUUACUCCAGAAAACAUAAAUCCGUAUCUAUGUACCCAUGUCAUUUACGCAUUUGCCUCUUUAUCUGAAGAGUACAAAAUACAGCCUUUUGAUCCUUACAAUGACAUAGAACAAGGCAAUUACAGGAGCUUUGUCAGUUUAAAAGCCUACAAUCCGAACCUGAAAACAAUGAUUGCGGUGGGUGGAUGGAACGAGGGAUCCAAGAGAUUUUCCAAACUUGUGGAAUCCGAGGACAAUCGCCGGACCUUCAUCUCCAGCGCCUUGUUGUUCCUCAGGGAACAUGGUUUUGAUGGCAUUGAUCUAGAUUGGGAAUACCCUGCUUUCAGAGAAGGAGGAAACCACACCACUGACAAAAGUGGAUACGCCUUACUCGUCAAGGAGUUGCGUGAAGUCAUAGAUAAAGAAGAUCUUUCACCAGAUAAAGAGAAACUACUUCUUUCUGUUGCCGUUCCUGCCACCAAGGAUUAUAUAGAUCAAGGAUUCGAUGUACCAGAAAUAUCAAAGCAUGCUGACUUUUUGAACAUGUUAACGUAUGAUUACCAUACAGCUUACGAGCCAGAAACUCAUCAUCAUUCACCACUUUUCCCUCCGUCUGAUUUGGAUCCUCUUGACGAGCGCAACCGCCUCAAUGUGGCAUGGACAGUGGAUUAUUAUUUGAAAUUGGGUGCACCAAACCACAAACUGAUUGUUGGGAUUCCAAUGUAUGGCAGAUCUUUUACUUUAUCUAGUCCUCAACUUGCAAGUAGUUACGAUGCUCCAUCAACAGGCCCCGGCGAGGAAGGUGCAGCUACUAGAGAAAAGGGAUAUCUUGCAUUUUACGAAAUUUGUCAGAAAGUAAAAGAAGAUGAUUGGGAAGUGGAAGCCCCAUCACCAAGUCUUAUAGGACCUUAUGCUUACAAAGAAAAUCAAUGGGUUGGAUUUGAUGAUGAGGACAUGGUAUUUAAUAAGGCUCGGUACAUAUUAGAUAAAAAACUAGGAGGUGCCAUGGUGUGGACUCUUGAUAAUGAUGAUUUUAGAGGUCUCUGCACAGGGGAGCAAAGUCCUCUCGUUAAUACCCUGAGAGAGGUUCUGUUGCUCACAAAUCUCAUUGAGGGCAGUUCGAGUCAGAGAUCUAUUGCUAGAUCAGCUGGUCCACAACCUAGGUCAUCUGCUGUCAGAUUUGAUGAUGAUGCAACUGAUGAAGAGGCCACUGAAGCACCCAGAAGGCGGAACACUCUUCGGAGAUUGGUACAAAACAGACAGUCCUCGAGAGACAGGCAAACUUCGUCUCGUCGCUUAAACACAGAAGCCGAGGAAAAUGAAGUUUUGGUAACUCCUACAACUCCAGCUCCACCUCCGACUCCAGACCCCGGUGUAGCCUUUGAAUGUAAGGACGAAGGCUUCUUCAAUAACCCCAAAGACUGCAGGAAAUAUUUCUGGUGUUUGGACAGUGGUCCGGCGAAUCUUGGUGUGGUAGCUCAUGCUUUCACCUGUCCUUCAGGGCUUCAUUUUAAUUCGAACUCGGAGUCCUGUGAUUAUCCUGAAAAUGUUGUUUGUCCAGUGGGAUCCACUGGUGCUUCACCUGCGAAAUCGACAGCACGACCUCGAAGCAGAACGACAACAACCACAACCACGACGACUACAACCACUGAACCACCAACAACCACGACUGAAGAACCAGAGGAAGAAGAAGAGGAGGAGACACCGGAAGGGGGAGGAAAUGUAGCAGAGUUACUCCGACUCCUACAAGCGAUAGGAGGAGUUGAGCGCCUUCAGAGUAUCUUAGGAGCCCAAGAUCAAGCAUCGAGCAUAAGGAGUCACGACACAGUUCCUUCUUUGCCGAAUUAUGACACUCCUAAAAGGAUAUCGCCAGUACUACCACCUGUUUAUGAAGCACCAUCUUCAACAGUUGCUCCAGCUACACAGCCUAAAAGACAACCUCAGCACAAACCAGAACUUUUCCCUGAUCCAUAUGAUUUUGGAGGAGCUGAGGAAGGUGAACCCGACGUUGAUGAUGCUAUCGAUGACUUCCCGUUCCACUAUAAUACCCCUCCACGUGAAAACACUAAUGUUCAACCCGAAGUUGUUUAUGUUAAGGAUGAAAUUUCUGAAAGACCAGUACCCGAUGUAGCACCAUACGAAGCCCCUCUUAGAUAUUCAUCACCUGUUACAUCAUCCUCGACAACUGCCGCACCCGACAAAGGACCCUAUCGAACCCCUAUCAGAGUACAAGUCGGUAGGGUAGUUCGAGUACAAAACGGAAACCAACCACCCCAAACAGGAAACAAUAUUGUGGAGUCUGGUCCACACGUAGGGCGACGAAGAAUGCUUGUUAGAGUAAGACCAGCAGGAUCUAACCGUACUACAACUGAAGACGAUGUACGGCCGACAGCCGAAGAACCAGUCAGUGAAGUGACAGGAAGGGCAGUUAGCAGAGAAGAUGGUCGCUUGUCGGGAUCAACAAUUCAAGCCACAAGAACAAAUCCUGUAGUCGCCGCAUCAAAUAUUGCUGGAAACGGAGAAUCGAGGGUGGCUGUGAGAAGAAGACCAGGACAAGGGCAAUCAGUUGACAAGAUCGCUGAAGAACAAAGAGUAGGACAAGGUGUACGCCUUGUAGCUAGACGGCCCAAUGCCAUAGCUGACAAUGACAGAGGCAACUAUGUUACUGUCAGGAGGCGUCCUACAACUGCCGAGCUAACAAGUCCUGCAACAACAUCUACCACAACAACAACGACAACCACCACCUUGCCUCCUGAACCAGCUCCAGUUUACACUGCUCCAAAUUCAACCUCAGAAAAUGAUAGUGAUGAAUAUGAAGAUGAAUACUAUUAUGAGUAUGAAGAUGAAACUACUACUUCCGAGCAGACAACCACUACAACUACAACAACCAAAAGACCAACACUUAGGCCCCCUCUUAGCAACAGAAGACGAUUCUCAUCAUCAACAUCAUCACCUGUGAGAACGACGAGUACAACUUCUUCUCCAAGAAGUUCUAAUCGUCGUGGUUCACAGACUGCAUCGUCAGCAACUACCACAACUAGUCGUCCUUUGCCUACUCCAUCCGAUGAUGGACCACCCGUAGUCGUAAAAUCAGAAACCGAAGUUGAUUGCUUUAAACGAGGUGUAUUUAUUCAUCCCACUGAGUGUAGUAAGUUCGUAGUUUGCGCACCGGCCUCUCGAGCUGCUGGAAAGGCAUUGAAAGGUCGAAUCCUAAAUUGCCCGGCUAAUCAAAUAUACUUAGUGGGUAUAGGACGUUGCAUGAAAGGAGACAGAAGUAAGUGUCAGAAACUGAAAUAAGCAGAAAGGAUACUUAGAUAUUUACAAACCAGUACUGAAAAUGGAACUAAAUGAAGUAACUGACUGUACAUAGAGAUGGAACUUUUUUGAGACUCAUUAUUCUCAAACUUCGUUGAAUUGCAGCUUCUUCAGCGAUUUCUAGGGAAAACAAUUGCGCAUCGUGGUUUAACUAUUUUUUGUAACUUUUCUAAUCAUGUCUGUUGUCGACGUUGUUUCUGUUGUGAUCAUGGAUCUAAGCAUCAAUCUCUGUAAGCAUAGCAUUAAGCAAUUUGAUCAUUGUUUUUUCUCAGAAUUGAUUUGUUACAACCAAUCUGAUUGAAGCAGUAUCCCACAAACUAGAGAUGACUUAUAGAACUAAGAAAUAUCAUCAGAGUUCAAAUUAACAAUUUUGUUUUCUAGUCUCGGAAGCUCCCUUUUGUUUUAGAAAAAAUAUUUUUAAAGUGGUUGUUUUCUUUUGUUAAUUAUGCAUGCAAAUUCUAUACAUUAAUAAGAAAAAUCUGUUGAAAAUUAUUGCUGCAAACAGUUCAUAAUCUAAAAAGUUGAAUUUAGUAUUAGUUAUAGUUUGAUAAAUCCAGACUAAUAUAGUUUUUAUACGAAAUAGAAAUGUAGAGUAUAAAUAUUUACAAUAUAAAACAACAGCAGCUUUAAGAAAAUAUUGGUUAAAAUUAACGGAUUUUAUUUUGAGCUAAUUUCAAAGUAAAUUUACAUAUGUGAAGUUUUAAUUUUUAACGUGCCUUAGCAAAUUAUUAGUUAUUUGAGCAUAAUUUGAAAGCUUAUUUUUAGAUUGUUUUUCUCAUAAAAAGGCAAAUGUAGAGUUUGGUUACAGGGAAUAUUCAAUCUUAUGUAAAUACGCUGCAUGAAAAUAUUGCUAUCCAUUGCCACGUAAUUUUUCUCAUUUACAAUCUUAUUAAUGUAAAACUUUUAAAGCUCAUCAACGCAUAAAAACUCAUCUAAUUUCCAAAUGCUGAUUUCAAAAAUUUAUUUCAUUAUAUAAAUUGUAUCUCAUCUCUUCAUUAAAAAAGUACCCUUCGUCAUUUCAUUAAACUCUUGAAGUUCGUAUCACGUAAGAAUUGCUUCAUGCUAUGUCAACAUAUUUAUUUGUUCAAAUUACUGUAAGCACAUAUAUCAUCAUAAGCCAAAGGAUGAUAUCAUGUGCACAUUUUACAAUCAUCUGUGAAAAUUUUGUUGAUUUUUAUAUAUUGAAUAAAUUGUUUUAGCAAAUA